CUCAUUGCAGCUCUGAACCCAAACGGGAAGUCGUCAUCGCCAUGGUUCCGUUUGUUUCCUCCAUCCAAAGCCCAGCAGCAAGAAGCGGACCCUCAUAGUCCUCCCCCAACCCUGACAAGUUGCCGAAAAGCCCCGUGAUAAUGUCGAGUUCCAACAACCUCGUAGCCAUGAAAAAGGUCGUUCAGCAGCUGCGCUUCGAGGCCAGCAUAAACAGAGUAAAGGUGUCCCAAGCCGCCGCAGACCUCCAGCAGUUCUGCAUGCAGAACGCCUUGCAAGACCCACUGCUCACCGGCGUGUCAUCCAGCACCAACCCGUUCAGGCCGCAGAAGGUCUGCUCCUUUUUGUGAACCCGUCGUACAAAUUUGCAGGCCUUCAUUUUGAUGCUACAGGGAAACGUCGACCUCAACACUGCUCCUCAUGCCAAGCCAUUAAAACUGCCACGGGGGGGAGGGAGGGAACAGGGAAACGUGGCUUGGGGGUCUCUUGAGUGUAUUAUACAUUGGAACCAUGUCAGAGAAGUCAACCAUCUAUUUUCAGCCACGGUAGAAGAUUAAGCCGUUUUAUUUUUUAUGGCACAGUGGUGAUUUUUAAUUAAUUGUGCCUUUUCUAUUGUUCUAUUUUAGUCAUCACUCUUCUGGGCUAUUUUGUAUUUAAUAAAUAAAAACAUUCUUUGUUACUCCAAA
Messenger RNA from Corythoichthys intestinalis (scribbled pipefish), 683 nucleotides. It is a transcript of the gene gng5, whose product is annotated as guanine nucleotide binding protein (G protein), gamma 5. The transcript is spliced from 3 exons. Gene Ontology annotation, cellular component: heterotrimeric G-protein complex. NCBI's taxonomy places the organism in Eukaryota, Metazoa, Chordata, Actinopteri, Syngnathiformes, Syngnathidae. Gene Ontology annotation, molecular function: G-protein beta-subunit binding. The record is from RefSeq and is a predicted model, not a curated record. Bases 141 to 347 code for a protein of 68 amino acids. Gene Ontology annotation, biological process: G protein-coupled receptor signaling pathway.